Molecule: messenger RNA, 2021 nt
Organism: Panicum virgatum (switchgrass)
Lineage: Eukaryota; Viridiplantae; Streptophyta; Magnoliopsida; Poales; Poaceae
Product: ankyrin repeat domain-containing protein, chloroplastic-like
Exons: 8
Coding region: 87-1409 (440 amino acids)
Biological process (GO): protein targeting to chloroplast
Cellular component (GO): chloroplast outer membrane
Molecular function (GO): protein binding; chloroplast targeting sequence receptor activity
Source: RefSeq, a predicted model, not a curated record
CCCAGGCAUAAACGGUCGGGUUCACCGGCCAAUCCUCUCCGCUUCCGACGCGGGACGGCCUCACCGCACGGAGAGGGGUCGACGCCAUGACGCCGGCCGCCAUAUCCCACCACCACCACCGCCUCCUCCUCCCCUUCCCGUCCCCGAUCCAAACCCUAAACCCUUUCGCCACCUCCUCGCCUCGCCCCCGCCAUCAACUCCCAAAAUCCAUCGUCAUAUCCCUAUCGCCCCGACCAGCCUUCUCCUCUGCCUUCGCGGUCGCUGCCGUCGACGACGACGAGGAUGUCGUCAUCGGGGACUGCCUCGUGUUUGACGACGAGGCCUUCGAGGAACCGGACCUCGACCUCCCCUCGUCCCCGCCGCCUCCGAGCGCCUCCCGAUGCGGCCGGAGGGCGGAGGCCAGCUACGGUUCGAGCCUGGUGCCGGAGAGGUGGAGGGAUGCCGCGGAGGAGAUCAACCUGACGAAGAAGGAGAAGCGCCGCAUAUCUCAUGGGCUGCGAUUCGGGAGUCGCCUCGAGCGGCGGGCGCCCCCGGCCGUUGCCGCCCCUGACGAAUUCCGCGCGUACCGCAAGGGGACGCUGCAAGGGGAGAGUGAGCACGUUGCAAAUGUAUACUGGGGGCCACUGGAGAGGACUCUUCCGCCGGCAGAGAAGGUGGAGGAGCCUCCGCCGCCGGAGCCGGGGACGCGUGUGGCCCCGAAGAACCCGAGGAUGGGGAUGGAUGUUGGCAGCCUUGAGGACAUUUCCGAGUUUUUUAGCAGUCGGGAGUAUGUUCAGGGCGAGAUGGAAGACAGCAAAGGCCCCAAAAACCGUCAGAAGCUAUUCUCGAAUGAGGAGAAGGUUCUUCUGAACAAGCGAGUGCCUGAUCUGGAAGCCGCUGCUUCUAGUAAAUGGCUUCCACUUCACACCCUUGCUGCAUCUGGGGAUUUCUAUCUGUUGGAAAGUCUUUUAAAACAUAAUGUGGACAUAAAUGCGCUUGAUAAGGAUGGUUUGCCAGCAAUUCACAAAGCAAUUCUUUCAAAGAAGGCUGCUAUUAUCAACUAUCUUUUAAGGAACUCAGCAAAUCCAUUCAUCCAAGAUAAAGAUGGUGCAGCCCUAAUGCAUUAUGGUGUCCAAACUGCAUGCAGUCAGACCAUAAAGACUCUUUUGCUGUACAAUGUUGACAUCAACCAUCCAGACGAUUAUGGAUGGACACCUUUGCAUCUUCCUGUACAAACACAGAGGACUGACAUUGUGAAGCUACUGCUAAUAAAGGGGGCCGAUAGAACUCUGAAAACCAAAGAUGGAUUGACCCCUUUGGAGUUGUGCCUCCGUCUAGGCCACCAUGUGCGGACAUAUGAGCUUAUCAAACUACUUAAAAGCUUCCGAGGACAAAAACAGCAUGCUUCGGUUUACCUGGAGGGUGUGUGACCAGUUGGAGUCAAUGAGGUUUAUGGCCGAGAUUGGCUUGCUGGGUGCCACUUUUCAGUGUACGGUAUUGCUUUGAGUUUGAGGAAGUAGUUUACCUUCAGAACUGAAAGCAAUGACAUGGCAGUGCUCCUGGCCUAGUUUUCAAAGAAAAAAAAACACUGAAAGCAAUGAGUAGAUCAGGUUACAGUUGAGAUUGAGCCCAUGAGAUUGUUGAUGACCAAACCUUUCCUUAGGUCAGCGCUCAACUAUAAUUGGGGGUGAGCCACUGAGCUAUGACAAAAUAUAUGUAAUGAAUGCCAAAAACUUUUAUCAGAUUCGCAUCUGUCUUCUCCUUUUGGUCCAUGGGACGCGUGUUUGGGACAGCCUGAUCCCGGCCCAGUCAACGUGGGGGCGGGCCAGGAAUUUGACUAGAUUUCCGCCCUACCAACGUGCAAUGGGCCAUGAUUGCACUGUCCCAAACAGGCCCUUAGGUGGAGACCUUUUUCACAUUUAUUCAAUAGUUGUACGGGGUAGUAUAUGCAAAGAAACAUGAGUUGUACCUACCCUUUUUCCCAUAUAGUUUGCUGUGAUGGAUUGGGAAAUUCCGUUAUUAAAUAUUGGAUACAUUGUUUC